AUGGAAUUAUAUUGUUCGUAAUUUUUGAAAGGAUAACCUGUGGUCGAAAUUCAAAAUGACAAACCUGAGAAGAAAAAGGAACGAGAUCCUAAUGCUCCCAAGAGACCUCUUACUGCUUUCUUCUUAUUUAGCCAGAAAUAUCGUGAAAAGGUUUUGGAAAGAAAUCCAGGUAUUGAUUUGAGUGAUUAUUAAUUAGAAGUCAAACUGAUCCAGAUUUCAUAAAUGGCAGGAUAAAAGUGGCAAUCAAUGAGUGAGUAAGAGAAGCAACCAUAUGUUGAUUAAUAUAAUUAAGCAAAGAGCAAGUAUAAUGACGAUGUUAAAGAGUAUAAUGAGAAGCAAGGUAUUACAAUUAAAGACAAAAAGAAAAAGAAGACUGAAAAGUUUGAUGACAAAUCUGUGAAAUCAGGAUAAGAUUAUCUAUUCGAUGAUAUCGAUUCAGAAUCGAUAUAGCCAGCUGCAAAACAUCAACAAUAGCUCAAAUAGUAAUAGGAAAAUAAGCAAGUAAAUCAAAGUUCAGAUGAUGAACAAAUAUAAUAAACAAUACAAUCUAAGUCAUAAAAAGCUAAAUCUACUAAAUCCAAAAAUAAGUAAGAAGUGAACGAUGAUCUACAAAAAGAAAUUGUCUAAGUCAUAAAUAAAGAGAAAUCACAAAAGAAACAAACAAAGAAAUGA
Messenger RNA from Paramecium tetraurelia, 672 nucleotides. RefSeq lists its product as uncharacterized. The transcript is spliced from 3 exons. NCBI's taxonomy places the organism in Eukaryota, Ciliophora, Oligohymenophorea, Peniculida, Parameciidae. The record is from RefSeq and is a predicted model, not a curated record.